Fundulus heteroclitus (mummichog) is the source of this 2450-nucleotide messenger RNA. RefSeq names its product short coiled-coil protein B-like. Lineage: Eukaryota; Metazoa; Chordata; Actinopteri; Cyprinodontiformes; Fundulidae. Gene Ontology annotation, cellular component: trans-Golgi network. The coding region runs from base 198 to 437 and encodes 79 amino acids. The record is from RefSeq and is a predicted model, not a curated record. The transcript has 4 exons.
UUGUCCCCCUGGCUUAAACUAAGCAGAUGAUGUGAAGCAGUAGCUAGCUAAGCUAACUCAUACCAACCUUUAACUUUUCUCUCGACACUCCGCGGUUUUAGCGCAGCGGCUUUUAUUUUUCUGUCCUAAGACCCUGUAUUUCAGUGUCUCUGAGAGCCGCAGCCCUGCAUUCCAAACAGGAAGACGAGUACUUCAACAUGAGCUCAGAUGAUGGUGAGCUGGAGAACCAGGCGGAGCUGGAGGAGAAGACCAGGCUCAUCAACCAGGUUCUGGAGCUUCAGCACACCCUGGAGGACCUGUCUGCCCGGGUGGAUGCGGUGAAAGAGGAGAACCUGAAGCUGAAGUCAGAGAACCAGGUUCUGGGCCAGUACAUCGAGAACCUCAUGUCUGCCUCCAGUGUCUUCCAGACAACCGAAAGCAGAAGUAAACGAAAGUGAUGCCUGGACAGGAACCUCCACACAUCGCUUCCCACCAGAACCUGGAAGGAUUGGAUCGACUGGGUUCACAGAACCUUUAAUGACACUGAGACCCAAAGCAAGGGCUGGAUGUAAACGUUGGUGCUUGUUAUCUUCAUGUGACCACCAGAGGGCAGUGUUGCUGUAUUCAAACAGGUUCCUUUAGGUUUACUAGAUGUCAGUUUAGCAUUUUCCCCUUAGGUUGUGUUGGACUGACCCAAUCCAGCCCGGUACUCUGAUGUCAGACAGUGACUGUAAAAUGUCAGCGUUUUCCAUUUCAAAAAGAAUUUUGAUCCGAUUGUACUGUUCUGCCAGGUUCUGUGGAAUCAGACCCAGCAUAGCACCUGGCGGAUUAAAACAGGUGUUUUACCUCGGACCACCACUCAGCUAAGUGAGCUGAGGGGGUAGCGGCUCCUGCGGGAUGUUUCAUCGUUCAUGUACUCCAUCUGUGAGCAACGUUUCCACACACUUCCUGUCAGGCUCAACAGGGGCACAGAUGCCAGAUGGCCAAUGAACUCCUUCCAUGAAGAGAAUAGCAGCAAAGCUGAAUAUACAGCAUCUUUGGCAAAAUACUGUGUCAGAAUAUUGUAAAGAGGAAAGUUUUUUUUUUACCAUAAUACGAGGCACUUUAAUUUAUUCAUUUACUUUUUUUUAAGUAAGUUUGACGUUCCACAAGUGAAGUCUGUUCUUUGUUCCUUGUGUAAAAGCACAAGGAGCAAACAUUUAGUUGUAUUCUCAUUGUUUACAACAGCAGGGCCGCCAUCUUGUUUUACAAGCAUGUUUCACAGCUUGAUUCAUGUCACAGCUUGACAUGAAUCUAAAGUUGCACUUUGGAUUCAUGUCAACUCUCAGACAAAUUGCUUAAAAGAAAAGCAAGUUUUUACAAGAAUUCCUUUUUGUAAAACUAAAUAAAAGGGGCAAAGAAGUCAAUCUGAUUUGGUAAAAUAAAAUAGAUCUUAUUUUUAAGCCAUAUUGCCCAGCUCUGUUGUUUUAUCAGAUCUGAGUUGUUCUCCGUGUCGGUCUGGUUCCACAGUCCCAGUCUAGGCGUUUUUGUUCCAUCACCCUCAGGAUCUUCUCAGUAGUUCGAGCGACCGUGUUGCGGUGUCCGCCCUCAGCAGUGAUGGCCGGUGAUGUGAGGCCUGCUACGUCCAGAGUCAGUCAGCUUUUCUGCCUUUGCCAUCACGAGGCCCUGGCAGCGAGAGAGAACUGGACCAAAAAUGACAGGGGAUCCAAAUGUUUGUGCCCAUUUUGGCUUUCACAGGUUGUGGGCUGAUGCAACAGCCUGUUUAGUUAGAUCGUUGUUUUCAAUAAGAGUUGUUUUCUCUAGCUCCCAUUUUUCCUUUUAGCUUUGUGAAGCUCUGCUUAGAACCUUCUAAGGAUCCAAUAGCGCUAAAUGCUAAUUGUUGCAACGUUUUCUAACCAGUCUCAAGCUUUUGAUCGAAACAUAAAAGUUUUUGGGGACAGAGGAUUUCUUCAGACAAUAUCAGGAAGCCAGAGAAAUGUGGGAUUUGGACCCUCUGCCCACUGAUGACAUCUCCAAGUUUCUCCUGACACCCAGCAGAAACAACUCUCCUACCUUGGGUCCGGUGUCUCCGCUGACUUCCUCCGUGCCUGCAGGGUUCCUGUUACCCGGGGCAACUGUCGGUGUUCACGAAGCAGCCUCCUGUCCUCUGGAUCAGGAGAGGGCGAUCUGGGACGGGGGAAAUCCCCUUUGUCUUGACAUUUCGGGGUCAGUAUUAGUGCCAUGGUUGCAGACACGGAGUUUAGACAGUAGUGUGGUUGCAUUGUUCACUGAUGGCUGAAGGGCCUCAGGAACGCAUGAAGCUGCACAGCAUCCAUUGUUUGGGUGUUGGAGUCGCUGUUUGGCUGCUGCUCCUAGUGAGCGGCGUUAGACCGUCAUGUGUCCCUUAAAUGUCAUCAAUCCUGUUGCUUUUCUGUAUUGUAUAAAGUUUAUUUGUCUGAAUGAAUAAAGUUCUGAUCGCUGUUUCUGGUGAA